CUCUCUGUAGAGCUAGAUACACAAAACAUGGCGAGGAUAGUUCCCAUGGCAUCAUCAAUUAAACCCUCCCUCACCUCUUUCAAAUUCUCUGCCACUUCUCGCUUCGCGCUUCCUCGAUCCGCCCCCAAUCUAUGCCGCAGCCUCUCAUCCUUGCACCUAUCCAGUGUAAUUCCGCAGCUGCAACCGUUUGGGCUUAGAACAUCUAAGCUGUUCAAAGAAGAUGUACGUAGCAGAUCAGUAACUGUUGCGGGAAAUGCGACUCAAGCAAGCAGCACAGCUACUACACAUGAAAAUGUUUUGGAGUGGGUUAAACAGGACAAGAGAAGAAUGCUCCAUGUUGUUUACCGUGUGGGGGACAUGGACAGGACCAUAAAAUUUUACACAGAGUGUCUUGGGAUGAAACUGCUGCGAAAGCGAGAUAUACCAGAAGAAAGAUACACCAAUGCAUUUCUUGGAUAUGGGCCUGAAGAUUCUCACUUUGUGAUUGAACUCACUUACAACUAUGGGGUUGACAAAUAUGAUAUUGGCAGUGGUUUUGGACAUUUUGGGAUUGCAGUGGAGGAUGUAUCAAAAACUGUAGAUUUGAUAAAAGCCAAAGGGGGUAAAGUAUCACGAGAACCUGGGCCCGUCAAAGGUGGCAAUACAGUGAUAGCAUUUAUUGAAGAUCCCGAUGGCUACAAGUUUGAACUUUUGGAGAGAGGUCCCACACCCGAGCCAUUAUGUCAAGUUAUGCUUAGAGUAGGAGAUCUUGAUCGUGCUAUUGAAUUCUAUGAGAAGGCUUAUGGCAUGGAGCUUCUUCGCAAGAAGGACAACCCUGAAUACAAGUAUACAAUUGCAAUGCUGGGUUAUGGUCCUGAAGAAAAAAAUGCUGUGAUGGAGUUGACAUACAAUUACGGUGUCACUGAAUAUGACAAAGGCAAUGCUUAUGCCCAGAUAGCAAUAGGGACAGAUGAUGUUUACAGAACUGCUGAAGCAGUUAAGCUAUGCGGAGGUAAAGUCACCAGAGAACCCGGGCCUUUACCUGGUAUCAACACAAAGAUUACUGCAUGCCUGGAUCCUGAUGGCUGGAAGACGGUUUUCGUUGAUAACAUUGAUUUCCUCAAGGAGCUGGAGUGAGCUACCCGUACACCAAACUUUACUUUCAAGUUCUUUGACUCAAAAUGAUAUUAGGUUCAGUUUUGUAGAUUAAGCAUUUGAUGCAUUCUAGUUCAUUUCUUUCUGUCCAUCAUUAGAUUAUAUUGUUAGCAAAUUACUGAAUAAUCAUAUAUUUUCUCUGUUCAAUUAGGUGAUUCAAUCACUAUCUCACAAUUUUCUUUCUAGUAAA
Messenger RNA from Salvia hispanica, 1324 nucleotides. RefSeq names its product putative lactoylglutathione lyase, chloroplastic. The record is from RefSeq and is a predicted model, not a curated record. Lineage: Eukaryota; Viridiplantae; Streptophyta; Magnoliopsida; Lamiales; Lamiaceae. Gene Ontology annotation, molecular function: lactoylglutathione lyase activity; metal ion binding. Gene Ontology annotation, cellular component: cytoplasm.